Vespula vulgaris is the source of this 2919-nucleotide messenger RNA. It is a transcript of the gene IntS4, whose product is annotated as integrator complex subunit 4. Bases 97 to 2859 code for a protein of 920 amino acids. The transcript is spliced from 7 exons. Gene Ontology annotation, biological process: snRNA processing. Gene Ontology annotation, cellular component: integrator complex. Lineage: Eukaryota; Metazoa; Arthropoda; Insecta; Hymenoptera; Vespidae. The record is from RefSeq and is a predicted model, not a curated record.
CAAUGGUCGAAUCAAGAUUGUCAUUGUAAUUAAUGAGUAAUUAUAAUUAUAUGGUGAUAAUUAUAUUAAAUAUAUAUAUAGUGAGGAGAAAAUAGAAUGGCUGCUCUGAUGAAGAAAAGAGUAUUAGCUGAAUUUACUCAAAGUCAAGUUAUCAAUGAACCGCCAUUAAAAAGGUUAAGAACUUUACGACUUUCAGCAACUGGAAGUAGUAAGAAUGAUGGCGAAGGUAGCUCUACACUAGCUUAUAUAGAAUGCUUAGAAAAAUGUAAAGGUGGCAAUGAUGCAUUACAGUUGCUUGUUCGUAUAUCUGACACUGUGUCAUGUAUUUCUUCCGAAGAUGUUCCUAUAGCAAUAAAGAAACUUUCAGAAAGAUUUGGUAUUGAAACUGAAGCUGCUGUGCGUGCAAAAAUAUUAUGGAUAUUUGGUGAACUUGGAGAAGUAACGUUUGAUGUUGCUGAAAAAGCACGUAUUGUUAAUGAGACAGCUGAACUUUUAAAACAUGAAGAAUCACACAGAGUUAAGAGUCAAGGAUUAGCAACUUUGUUAAAAUUGGGAGAUUAUCAUAGAAAUUUGGUAUUAAAAGUUGCACGUGAACAUUUACAAGAUACAUGGCAUGGUGUACAAACACGAUGUCUUUCUAUAAUUGGAAGAUAUUUGACAGCUAAUACUACAGAUGAUACACUUAUUUUUGUUGGAAAUUAUGCUCGAUCGCAAGAUCCAAGAGUUCGUGCACAAGCUUUUGAAACAAUGGCAGAAUUACAUUCCCAUAGAGGUUGUAGAUUACCUGCUAGUUUUUUUGGAGAAGCAUGUGCUGCUCUUCGCGAUGAUAAUGAAAUAGUCAGACGUGCUGUUCUCAAAAUAAUUUGGCUUCUUGGUAUUGAAUAUCCUGAAAACAUGGUUGUUGGCUUAGAUGGAGAAGAUGUACGUAUGGUUGAUUGUACAUUUUCUCAAAUUUGUAGUUUGAUGGGUGAUUUGUCACCACGAGUCAGAGCUUCAGCUAUGUCUCUAUUAGGUACAAUGAAAGGUGUUUCACAACGUUAUAUAGAACAAGCACUGGACAAGAAACAAAAAGUAGUAGAAGUAGAUAGUGCAGUUAGACCCGAAGUCGAAGAAAAGAGUGGUUCUUGUGGAGCAUUUAUUCAUGGAUUAGAAGAUGAAUUUUUAGAGGUUCGAACAGCAGCUGUUGAAGCACUUUGUAAAUUAUCUUUAGAACAACCGAGUAUAGCUAGAAUCUCGUUAGAUUUCAUGGUAGAUAUGUUUAAUGAUGAAAUUCAAAAUGUUAGAUUAAGAGCAAUAGAAUCAUUAAGAAAAAUGUCUGCUAGUGUCACUCUUAGAGAAGACCAAUUGGAAACUAUAUUGGGUGCACUAGAAGACUUCUCAGGAGAAGUAAGAGAAGGUUUACAUGCUACGUUAGCAGCUAGUCAACUUGCUACAAGAAAUUGUCUUCACAUGUGUGUCAAUCGUUUGUUGGAUAAUUUAUCGCGUUAUCCACAAGAUAGAGAAAGCAUUAGAAUAUGUUUGGCAGCAUUGGGAGCUUCACAUCCAUAUCUUACUUUACCUUUAGUACCGCAACUUCUCGGACGACAUCCUUUCUUCGAUACACCAGAACCGGAUGUAGAUGAACCAUCUUAUGCAAGUGUAUUGGUAUUGAUAUUUAAUGCAGCAUUACAUUGUCCAAGUAUGCAUGCUUUAUUUACGGAACACACUUCUAAACAUUAUCACUAUUUGCGCGACACGAUGCCACAUUUAGUGCCGAGAUUACGUCCCGCAGUAACUAAUGGUACAGGACCAAACAAGGAAGAUAUCACUAAUGAGGAACGUAGAGAUCGUAGAGGAAGAGAAUUUUUAGAAAAAAUAGUAAUGGGUAUAGAAAACGCAAGGCCAGGUGGUAGAGUAAAUACAAAACUUUUAGAAAUUGCGACUAUUGACCUUGAUCGUCUCGCGGAAAUGGAUAAUAGAAUGGAAGGUGCAGCUCGUUUUACAGCCUUGUAUAUCCGCUGUUUAUUAUUACUGAAAUCAGUUUUGAAAGAAUUUUCGGUCUCUGCAACUACUUCAAUAUCAGCAAGUCCAGUACCAAAUACAAGCAACAAUGUUUCUUCUCUACUUCAACAUACACAAAAGCUGCAACGAUUGUUUAGUGGAUUAGGAGAUGCUGAAGUAACAUUAGCUAAUGACGUGUGGUUGAAAGCUUUAGCUGUAGAACUAGUUCGUGUUACAAGAAGUGCUACAGGCAGUGCUCUUCCACUCGCUCGUUACUUUUUGUCAGAAGCAGAUUCUUUGCCGCAAGAUACUUCAAAAUUACCACCCUUUUCUAGGGCAUUGGUUCUUCAAAUUCCAAAUCUGGCAGAUGUAAAGCCAGGAUCUUUGACGCGGCUUUUAUUACCAUUACUUCUUACGUCUCCUUUACAGGGUGAAGAAAGACUCCCAAGACCAUCCAUAUCUACUCGAUUUUGUCGUGCUAUUAUCGAAGAGCCUAGAGGAGAUGCGGACUCUGCAUUAAAGUUUACGGGUGGUUUGUUAUUAGGCAUUUCUUUAACAGCUAAAAUAUUGAAUUUACGUGAUCCUAACAUCUUAAGAGUUAAAUUAAGACAUCCGGAUCAGCAGGUGCAAUUAUUAUUACCUCGACAGUCAGAUUUGCGUCUUCAUAACCCCGAUCAAAAUGAUUAUAGAUUAAGAACUACUGUACUCUUAUCACAUCAAGUAUGGAUGGAAGCUUGCAAUGUAGAAAUAUCAUUAGCACUUCUUGUACCUUCGGCCACAGUAUUUUCACACGCUCCUUUAGAAGAUCCAUGUGUUAUAGAUCUUUGUAAGCCAACUAAAGUAUCUAUAGCACCAAAACCAAUAAAGAGAGGCAUAUAAUUUUAUUUUUGUAUAAUAACAAUGUUUUAUUAUGCAAUCAAUAAAUAUUUUACAUGGAAA